Fusarium proliferatum ET1 is the source of this 495-nucleotide messenger RNA. RefSeq lists its product as uncharacterized. The record is from RefSeq and is a predicted model, not a curated record. NCBI's taxonomy places the organism in Eukaryota, Fungi, Ascomycota, Sordariomycetes, Hypocreales, Nectriaceae. The transcript has a single exon. The coding region runs from base 1 to 495 and encodes 164 amino acids.
AUGAACAUCUCAGAGAUGUUGGCCAAGUCCUGCUCGAGAGGGCUCGCCGAAGAGACGCAGAUCGAAGAACGACCAGAACUCGGACUUGGAGUCUUCGAAAGCAACCGAGAAGAGCUCGUUCUCCGUCGCGGCGAUCUGGAGGGUUGGCUUCUACUCGGGGUAGAGGUCAAUCGGGCCGGUGGACCUGUUAUAGUCCCUGUAGUCUUUCGUGUUGAGACCCCAUUAGAGUUGCUUCUCCUCCAGCCCGGCCUUGAUCCUGUCCAUGAUCGACCAUACACGGAUGAACGUGCUGAUCUUGGAGACGUCCUAGUUGAUCGUAUUGUGGUGGACGUCGAACUUGUCUACGAUGGGGAACACACUAACAAGAACGUCUUUUGCGUAUGGGACGGCUCGAGGAGAUUCGUCGAGGUCUUGCUUACUAAGUUGGAGAUAAUCGCGAAGUUAUUGGCGGUAUCGAAGAGCUUGGUUGUGCUAGCAGAUAUUCACGCAGUGUAG